AUGUCCAGUAUCCGUGCCUUGCUCAACGUCCCAUCCUCCUCGCAUUCCGGUAACGACCACGAUCUACCGUCGUUGACCUCACUCUCCACCGCUCUCCUCAACUACUCAUCCAGUGCCGACUACCCCGCACGCUACUCGGACUCUUCUCCAUCUUACUCUCCGCCUCAUUCGCGCGAGUCUAACUCUCCUCCUAUUGCCAGUCAAGCCUACUACAGCUCUUACUCAUCUUCGAGCUCCUCUUAUUUACCUACUCCCGCCUCGUCUGUUCGCAACCUUCCCUUGUCUUCAUCGACGUCAUCUGCGAACGGCUCCCCCUCCUACUCGGCCGAUAACUCGUUUUCGUAUCCAUCUCCUCGCUCCGAGACCGCGACCAUCGGGCCUUCCUAUCUCGCUCAGGUUACCGAUUCCUUGUCUUAUCCAUACUCGAUGUCUCGUGUAGCUCCGAUGAUGUCUCAACCUCCCUCUCCGGCCCUGCCUGUCUCGGCCCCAAUUCAGCAACAGACUCCACCCCAGCCUCAGCAAGCUUGGGGUUCAAUGCCCCCUCCUCCUGCCCCUAUGCAGGCCGAUGACAAGGAGUUGGCCAAGCAUGAUAUUUCAUCCGCUCCUGCUUCCCCCGGUAGCUCUGCGGCUGCACAAGCACCAGCUGCUCCUGCGACGGCAGCCCAAAAGGCCAAGAAGAAGCACGUCUGCCAAACGUGCUCCCGGCCAUUCUCCACCAGUGGCCAUCUCGCUAGGCACACUCGUGUGCAUACCGGUGAGAGGAAUCACAAGUGUCCUUUCCCAGGAUGUGAAACUCGUUGCUCGAGGCAAGACAAUUUGCAGCAACAUUAUCGCAUCCACCUGUCACCCAAGUCCCGGAGAACUUCCAACUCGGCGGCAACUCGUGCUGCAAUUGCUCGCGCCAUCGAGAGUGCAGUCCACGAUGACAUUACCAACUCGGGUGUUCAUGCUUCUCACCCUCCAGCGCAUCCUCACCCGUAUCCGUCGUACCCGCCUCCUCAUCCCCACUAUGCGCCAACUGCUCCUCCCUAUGGAGCCUACCCUCAGUACCCACCCAACGGUUCUGCAGUUCACCCCGGUCAACCACAGUUUGUCCCGGCGCCUGGUCAGCCUCAUCCUAUGCACUAUCCUUAUCCUCCUCCUAUGGGUUAUCCCUACCCUCCACCGGGCCCUGGUCAACUCCCCGUUCACCCACAAGGCCCGCCUCAGGCUCCUCCUCAUAUUGCGUCCCACAACGGACACCCUCCUCACGACCUCCCGGUGGUGCUCCGGGAUCCUACUCAGUCGGGUCAACAAACGCCCAUGGGCGCUCCCGGCCAAUCGGCCGCACCGAGCCGCGCGGCAAGCACCUCGGGAAGCAAUAGCCCCGUGCAGCAAUCGCCUCGCAAUUCCCAGGCUGCUCCCCUUCCUGCCGCCAAUGCUCUCGGCCUCCAAAACGGUGUCGCUCCUGCUCCCGCGUCUGUAAAGCCUGGCCAGUGGAACGUCGACCAGCACGGUCAGCCUCUUGGACCUGAUGGGCGACCCCAUUAUGCGAACGGUGCUUAUGCCUACCCCAGUCCCUAUCCAAGCGAGGCUGGCGGCGGCCAGCCCUUGCCUAACACCAUGCCUCCUUCCAACCAGCGAUCCAGACCCGGUGCCGGUAUGCCCAGCCCCCAGAGCCCCGGCCGUGCGAUGAACGGCAAUGCCUCGGGCCCGCCAACUCCCAGCGCCUAUGCUCCUCAACAAGUGAUUCAGCUCGAGCCGACAGCUCCUGGCCAACAGGGUGAUGGCAGAAGCCCUCGCCCGACUUUACCGCCUAUUGCCUACCGUAGCCCACAGGUGACGACCAACCAGUAUCCUGGUGCACCCAACGUCCCGCAACAAGGCGGCCAGGUCCCAGUGAGCAACACCCGCGGUCGGGCGGCCUAG
Rhizoctonia solani is the source of this 1908-nucleotide messenger RNA. Its product is annotated as C2H2 zinc finger. NCBI's taxonomy places the organism in Eukaryota, Fungi, Basidiomycota, Agaricomycetes, Cantharellales, Ceratobasidiaceae. The transcript is spliced from 5 exons. The coding region runs from base 1 to 1908 and encodes 635 amino acids. Gene Ontology annotation, cellular component: PcG protein complex; transcription regulator complex. The record is from RefSeq and is a predicted model, not a curated record. Gene Ontology annotation, biological process: regulation of transcription by RNA polymerase II. Gene Ontology annotation, molecular function: RNA polymerase II cis-regulatory region sequence-specific DNA binding; DNA-binding transcription factor activity, RNA polymerase II-specific.